UUCAUUUCUUGUGUCUAGUUGUCCGGUUGUUGUAUCACGCCGAUAGGAGAAACCAAAAAACGCCGCAUUAGGGUCUCUCCAGCGAUCGACAGACAAUUGCAGAAUUUGUUUGGUUUUUUUGUGUUCCUCGUCCGCUUCUCCUUCUCUCCUGCUUAUACUGGUGAGCUUCUAGGGUUAGGAUCCCGAGAUGCCUGUCUACGGCACUAUCCCGACGGCGCCGUGGCCUGAGCCGGGUGCCUCAACCUCCCGCACCAACGAGCUUAUUUCCCGCGCAAAGGAACGCGGCAAGGCCCUGAUCGCUACUCGACGGCCAUGGCGUGAGCUCGCUGACCCAAUGGCCUUGGCCUUGCCCCACUCUUACAGUGAGGUCACGACCCGCCAUCGCUGCAACCUCUCUUACUUCCGCUUCAACUAUGCCAUCAUCGUCCUCCUUGUGCUUUUCCUCAGCCUCCUAUGGCAUCCGAUCUCCAUGAUCGUCUUCAUCGCCAUCUUUGCUGCCUGGUUAUUCCUUUAUUUCUUCCGCGAUGACCCCCUAGUCUUCUUUCACCGCACCAUUGACGAUCGCCUUGUCCUCGCCACGCUAUCCGUCGUUACGGUGGUAGCCCUGGUAUUAACAGGUGUUGGGCUCAAUGUCCUCGUCUCUCUGAUCAUAGGGUUUGUGCUGAUUAGUGUGCAUGCCGUUUUUCGGGCUACAGACGAUCACUUUCUUGAUGAACAAGAAGCUGAGGAUAGGGGUUUGUUAUCCGUAGUUGGAAGUACCACAGGCCAGAACUAUGCUGGAGGAAUUUGAAUAUUCUUCUUGAUUUUGGUAGAGGCUGGAUUAUUAUUGAUUCGUUGAUGUUGGAAGGUCGGUCAGCGAUGUUGUUUGCUUGAGAGUUGAGACCUUGGGAUGGUUUUGUUUGCUUGAUCGGUAACCCCACAGGCUAGAAGGCGAUUUCUUGCACCAGUUUAUGCAGAAAUUGUUACUGGUUUUUAUCCAAAUAAGUCUGUAUGUUUUUUUGCUCUAACAUAUCCUUGUUGGCUGUGCAAUUUUUUUAGGGAUUUAGUAGAUGUUUUUUGUAUUCGUCGUUUUUGUUGAUCGCUCGCCCGCAAAGCACACCUUCUUCUAAAUGCUCAUUAUCUUUGUUGGUCAGUAAAUUCCAAUAAGCUGGAGUGUAUUAUUGUAUUAUUAAAACUUUUUUGGUUUUUUAUUUCUAUGAUGGAAUACAUUCUUUUCUGUUAUGUUGCAAAAUUUAAAUGGUAUCAAUUAA
Molecule: messenger RNA, 1250 nt
Organism: Dendrobium catenatum
Lineage: Eukaryota; Viridiplantae; Streptophyta; Magnoliopsida; Asparagales; Orchidaceae
Product: PRA1 family protein F3-like
Exons: 1
Coding region: 188-790 (200 amino acids)
Biological process (GO): vesicle-mediated transport
Cellular component (GO): endoplasmic reticulum; Golgi apparatus
Source: RefSeq, a predicted model, not a curated record